GAUCGCAUUUCCCUACAUUUAUAUUUUUCUUUAAAAAAAAGGAGGUGAUUUUAAGAAGUAGCAUGGCCACUGCAUUUUGGAGAAGUUGGGGAAAGAGGAAAUCUCCUUGCAGGAAUGGAAGGUUUCCCCUCUGGUUUGGGAUGGGGUGUUCCCGCAGUGGGAAUGCGGCAGAUUGUGUUGUCAGAGAAGCGAACAGAAUCAAUCAGCCUCUCGCUGGAAGCGGCUUUGGUUUGGGUUCCGGGAAGCAGCGUUUUCCUGCCCCUUGUCAAAAUCGCUCGCUGCCUGCACACACUGAGCAGUGGUGCAGUUUUCCUCCUGCCGAUAUCUCUUGGAGGGGGUUCGGGUUCUGAAAUCCAGCUGCACCUUGUGGUCGAACCGCACGCCAGAGACGCUGCCUUCUUUGCGCAGGUCCCUGUCUUAGAGGAUGGUGAAUUGAUUGUUUGAUUCUCUCCCAAGUUUGUAGAAUAAAUGAUAGAAGAUACAAUGACUCUGUUGUCUCUUUUAGGCCGCAUCAUGCGCUAUUUUCUUCUGAGGCCGGAAACUUUGUUUCUAUUGUGUAUCAGCUUGGCUCUUUGGAGUUAUUUCUUUCAUACAGAUGAAGUGAAGACCAUAGUGAAAUCGAGCCAAAAUGCGGUGAAAAUGAUGAAAGGGAAAGUGGUGGAAAUCAUUCAGAACGAUCGUUUCGGGGGACUGGAUGUCCUGGAUGCCGAGUUCUCCAAAACCUGGGAGUACAAGAGCAACAAUGUGGCUGUUUAUUCUAUCCAAGGCAGGCGGGAUCACAUGGAAGACCGAUUCGAAGUCCUCACUGACCUGGUGAACAAAAGUCAUCCUUCCAUCUUCGGGAUUUUUGACGGGCACGGAGGAGAGUCUGCUGCAGAAUAUGUGAAGAUACACUUGCCCGAGGCCUUGAAACAACAUCUUCAAGAUUACGAGAAAGAUAAAGAAAAUAGUGUGUUAUCACAUCAAACAAUCUUGGAACAGCAGAUUCUUGCAAUAGACCGCAAAGUGCUCGAAAAACUCUCAGCUGCCUAUGAUGAAGCAGGCACAACAUGUCUGAUUGCAUUGCUGUCGGACAAAGAGCUAACUGUUGCAAAUGUUGGAGAUUCUCGUGGUGUACUGUGUGACAAAGAGGGGAAUGCUGUUCCCCUUUCACAUGACCAUAAACCUUACCAGUUGAAGGAAAGAAAACGGAUAAAAAGAGCAGGUGGUUUCAUAAGUUUCAAUGGUUCAUGGAGGGUCCAAGGAAUUUUGGCAAUGUCUCGUUCUUUGGGAGAUUACCCUCUUAAAAACCUCAAAGUCGUAAUCUCUGACCCUGAUAUUCUGUCUUUUGACCUGGAUAAACUACAACCACAGUUCAUGAUAUUGGCCUCAGAUGGUCUCUGGGAUGCUUUCAGCAAUGAAGAAGCUGUGAGAUUCAUCAAAGAACGUCUUGACGAGCCACACUUCGGUGCAAAGAGCAUUGUUCUGCAGUCUUUCUACAGAGGAUGUCCUGAUAACAUAACUGUAAUGGUGGUAAAAUUCAGAAACAACAGUAAGACAGAAGACCAGUGAAUGACAUUGAGCACGGGGGCAAGGUUCUUCAAGUAAUGCUGUGCAAAUGUUAGCAAUGUGUGUGAUAAUAAUAGUAAAGGUCAUGAUAUUUACAUCCGAAUGGUCAGUGCUAGACGGCUUGUAGAAUUGGACAAAUCAAUUAGCUGCACAUUCAUUUUAACUGACUGAGGUCAAAAUAUCAUCCUUUUUACCUAUAAUCAUUUUCAAAUCUCUUCUAAUAUUUCUAUUAUAUGUAAUACAAUGCACAGUGCAAAUCUUAUGCUACAAUACUAAACUAAUUGUGAUCAACAGUUUUAUAAAGAAUAGCCAAUUUAAGCAAUAAAGCAAAAACUAAUUAACAUUCAGGAUCCCUGUUGCUGAUUCAGUGGUUUUCAUAAUCAGUAAAACAGCUACUGAGCAGACAUUCAUCAAAUUGAAAAAAUGUGAAUAAAUUUAACUAACACCAACAAAAGAAGAAUUAUUUUAAAGAAUAUGAAAAGGAAAGUAAAUGUGCAUAAUUUACAGCAUAAAUUCUUAGGCACAUAGCAUAUGAACAGUUGACAUGUAACAAAGAUUUAGUUAUUUGGAGUUGCCCUCUUUAUAGUUUUCUCCUGGCACAGACACGGAGUUACUGAAUCUUUUCUAUCGCUAGGAUGAUAGGUUGGUUUAACUUCUCAGUGGUCUUCCUCUUGCUGCUUUAUGAUCAGCUGAUAAUGGUCAAUAGCUUCUGGGUUAAAAAAAAGUCUGUAUACAUUGUGCCAACUAAAUCCUGGCUACACAGUUACCAAAUUCAAGCAUUUUCUACAGUCUACAGUAAUGAUUUUCAAUUAACAGAAGUUAAUAUAAUGGAAGACGUAAAAUUUGCAGCCAAUUUGACAUUACCCCUUUUGCACUUUUGGAAAAAGUCAAAAUUACCCCCAUGUGUGCUCUGCCUAUCUUUACACUAUAAAUUUUUGAAGUGGCUUUCUCAGACAUUAGUGAUUUAUCCGUGAUCAGCCAUACCGACCUCACAUUUUAAACUAAAGAUUUCUUUUUCUCAGUAAGACUCACAAAUCAUUGUCAAUCACAAUUCUACUUUUCAUUAGCAUGUUUGCCAAAGUGGCAAAUUUGGAAUGGAUCAGAUCCAAUCCAAUUUUUCUUAGCUGUAUGUAGGACAUAGACUAUAAAGAGCACGGCAUUGUGCUAGUCAACUCUUGUAAUCUUAUUCUCUGGUGAAAGUCAACUUUGUUGUAUGCAGAUGGUGCAUUCCACUUCACAAGAUGUAACUAGUAAAUAGUCAGUGAAAAGUUAAAUUAGGAUUCAGAUUUGCAUCCCACUUUACUGUUAGGGCUAAGGGACUAAUUUUAUAUGAACAAGAAAUUGGUUUCAUUGCUAUAUCUACGCAGUCAGUGGUGAGACAAAGUAGUUACUCAGCAACUUGGCACGGUGGCUUAGUGGUUAGCACUGCUGCCUCACAGCACUCGGGUCCCAAGUUCAAUUCCACAGUGACUGUCUGUGUGAAAUUUGUAUGUUCUCUCCGUGUCUUUGUGGGUUGCCUCUGAAUGCUCCAGUUCCUCCCACAGUCCGCAGAUCAGGUGAAUUGGCCAUGCUAAAUUGCCCAUAAUAUUAGGUGCAUUAGUCAAAGGGUCAGUGUAGACUUGUGGGGCCAAAGGAUCCUGUUUCCACACUGUAGGGAAUCUAAUCAAAACUUCAGAAUCAAUCUGCCAUAAAUUAUUUUACAGGUAUCAAAUAUUCCACUGAAAAAAAUCAACCUAACAGACAUUGAACAAAUAUCAAACUUGACAUGUUGAUUUAAUAACUUCAAGGCAAGAAAAAUAUCAAAAUAAACAAUGUAAGAUUUAAUGAGAACAAGAAUACAUAACAAUUAAACUGACUACUUUAUUUAUCAAUGGUCCACAGAAUAUUUAUCCCAAGUUUUAAAUUCUUACAUUAUCAUCUACUGAUUAUUAUGUCAGAAUCGUAUACUUUAAAUUAAGCAAAACAAACAUAUAUCUCGACAGGAGGUAUCUUAGCCAGUGCUAAUUAUGAUAGAGUACAAAUGUAUAAAACAAGUAUUGAGUAUUAGAAUUAGAAUGAGUUUUAUCAUCAUGUGUACUCAAGUACAGGAGUACGGUGAAAAGUGUAUAAAGUCACAAUUCCUGAUGCCGUCUUAAGUACAAAGGUAUCUAGGUACAAAAUCUUGGUUAAAACAACAGUAUACUGAUGAAUAAUGAGGAAACAGUUCAGUUUUCUGCUACCUCAAAAGAACAUGAACUUUCUUAGUAAAGUAAUAUGGUGGUCACAUUUUGAGUAGCAUAGAUAUGUAGGUUUAUACUAUAAAUGCAAGGAAGGAAGAGAAUCAUUAAUCAAUUAUUUUCUUAAUGCUCAAUGUCUUACACCUUACAAUAAUGAUAUACGUGAUAAUGAUACAUGAUAUACAUUAUAUUAAAUUACAAAGUAGAGCCUCUAUUCAAUCAGCUUGGUUUUGCUAUUAAAAGACUAAUUUAAGAUAAACAGAAAUUGUGCAUUCCUAAUACUGGCUGAAUGAACUCGGAAUCAAAAUGCGGUUAUCUAUUCAUUGCAGCAAUUUUCAAGGUUUAAGGAUUGUGUUUAGAAGUCAUCAAUGAAAUAGCUCUACUCAAAAACAAUAGUAAUAAUAGGGCUAUUUUUCAUUCACCUCUUCAGGUAAAAAGUAGAUGUGAAUAUGAAUAAUUGCUUAAUGUCUUGGUUAUAUUUUUAUUAAAAUUAGUAGUUCUUCCUCCUAAUUUAAUACUAAAUGAUCCAUCUUAAGAUGCAAAAUUAAAAUACAUAAUCAUUAUUAAAUUUACAUUAAAGUAGAUGUAACAUUCGUAUCACAUAGUAGCUUGUAGUAUGCAUAAAAUUUGAAUGCUGAAAUGGAUGUAUGAUGAGUGGACUUGUCCAGCUUUGCCCACAAACUCGUUCAGUAAGCUUAACAAAACUAAACUUUGAAGAUUGUACAGUGAAGCAAUAUGUCGCUUUUGGUCCGCUGUUCUAAAAAUGUUGGCUGAAUUAAUUCUAAUUGUGCAAUUGAUUUUUAACAAUUCCCAAAUAAAUCAUUUUUACAUCUGUUCAUAGGAGUGUAGGAGAAUGUAGGAAUUGUAACAUACAAUAUUGGAAGUCUUCUAAAAGUAUGAAGUAUUGUUAUGCAAAUAGACUUUGGGAAUUUAUUUGUUUAUGAACAAGGAUGAAAAAGCAGACGUGCAUGAAAAGUAACAGUUGAUUUAUUAUCCAUGGCCUCAGCAUUCCCACCCAUCUGUGUAAUUAGAAUUGCUUUCAAAGGCAGAGAGAAAUUCGAGAUGAACUUGUUUAGGGCUCACAGAGGUAAUGAGCACCAUUAUCUAGCUACAGUGAUUAUUUCAAAGAUGAUUAUUUUACCAACGAUAGAUCUGAUGUGGGCAAUGAUAAUGGACAAGAUUGUCAGGAAAUUUCUGAGGCACCAAUGCAAGAGGAGAAGACUCUCUGUUUGUCCUUGCUCAAUUUUCGAGACUAUUUCUGAAAUUCAGGGGAGGAUAUGAUGUGCUAAAGGCACUGUACAUAAUAAAGGUUAUGGGGCCUGACAACAUUCCAGAGUAGUACAGAAGACUUGUGCUGCAGAAAUAUCUGCACCCCUAAGCAAGCUGUUCCCAGUACAGCUAUAGCACUGGCAUUUACCUGAAACGGGACAAUUGUCCAGCUUUGUCCCGUGCACAAAAAAACAGAAGAGUAAUCAAUCCAGUAAAUUGCUGUCCUAUUAGAAUAUAGAUAUAAUCAUUAGCAAAUUGAUGAGGUGUGUUUAGCAAUGUUCAGUUUGGGUUUUAUCAAGGUCCUUAGUUCCUGACCACAUUUCAGCUAUGAUCCAAAAAUGAAUGAAGAAUGAAGCUCAAGAAGUCAGGUGAGAGAGUGUGGCAUCAAGGAGUUCUCAGAAAACUAACGUCAUUGGAAAUCAGGGGGAAAGCCUUCCACGAAUUGUAAUCAAAUCUAUCACACGGGAAGGUGAUUCUGGCUGUUGAGGGUCUAUCACCUCAGUCUCAGGACAUUCCUAUAGGAAUUCCUCAGGGUAGUCUCUAGGCCCAACCAUCUUUAGCUGUUUCAUCAAAGACUUUCCUUCCACCAAAAACUCAGAAAUGGAGAUGUUCACUGAUGAUUGAACAAUGUCCAGUACUAUUCUCAACUCCUUAAAUAUUGCAGCCCUUUUUGUGCAAAUGCAGCGAGAUCUGGACAACGUUCAGGCUUCGGCCGAUAAGUGAUAAAUAAUACAGAUGUCACGCACCUGUCAGGCAAUUACCAUCUCCAACAAAAGCAAAUCUAACCAUCUCCCUUUGAUAUUUCUAGGUAUUACCAUUAUUGAAUCCCCCUUUAUCAACAACUAGUGAAUUACCAUUGACAAGAAACUGAACAGGAUUGGCCAAGUAAAUGGCUACAAGAACUGAUCAGAGGGAGUUUUGCAGGUAGUAACUCACCUGCUAACUCCCCAAUGCCUGGCCACCAUCCAAAGCAUAGAUUAGAAAUGUGAUGGAAUUCUCUCCACUUGACUGGGCAGUGUAACUCUAACAACACCUGGGAAGCUCAACACUACCCACGAUAAACAGCCUGAGUUUGAUUGGCACCCCAUCCACCAAUUUAAAUAUUUACUCCUUUCACUGCCAAUAUACACUGGAAGCAGUGUGUGCCAUAAGAGGCACUACAACAACUCACCAAGGUUCCUUCCAGAGCAGCUUCCAAACCUGUGAUUUCUACUACCUCUAUGGACAAGGGCAGCUGAUGCAUGGGAACAACACCUCCUGUAAAUUCCCUCCCAUGGGGUGGCAUAGUGGCUCAGUGGCCAGCACUGCUGCCUCACAGUGCCAGGGAUCUGGGUUCAAUUCAAGCCUCAGGCAACUGUCUAUGUGGAGUUUGCACAUUCUCCCCGUGUCUGCUCUGGUUUCCUCCAAAAAUCCAAAGAUGUGCAGGUUAGGUGAAUUAGCAUACUAAAUUGCCCAUAGUGUUCAGUGAUUUGUAGGUUAGGUGCAUUAGUCAGGGGUAAAUCUGGAACAACAGGAUAGGGGAAUGGGUUUGGGUGGCUCUUCAGAGGGUCAGUGUGGAGUUGUUGGGCCAAAUGGCCUGUUUCCGCACUGUAGGUUUUCUAUGAGGAAGUUACACACCAUCCUGAUUGAAACCAAAUUACUGUUUCCUAGGUCAAUAUCCAGCAUUCCCUUCCUAACAGCACUGAUGGUGUUGCUACAAAAUAUGGAUUGCAGGAAUUCAAAGAUUAGCUCAUCAUCACAUUCUCAGGGGUAGUUAUUGGCAAAAAAAUACUUAUCUAGCCAGCAACCUGUGAAUAUUGUUUUUAUUGCACAGCUGAGAGGAAUCAUUGAUGUCUAAACUGGCAAAGGUAAUGAUCCAAUUUGAUCUAUCUUUCCAAGGUACAGCACAUUCCUUGGAAAGGCCUAAAUUGGCCAAAACACAUUUUUUAAAUACACUACUUCAACUGGAGUUAAAGUGACCAGCUGUGAUACCUCCAAAAUCCUAUGGGGUUUUCAGGUGGGAAAUCAGAAGGAUUACUCUUCUGUUGCAAAAUUCUAACAUAAUCAGAAUCUGACACCCAACUGUUCGCUGUGAGCUCUCUAGCAUCCAGAAAUUUGAGAUCAGAGUGUUACAGAGUAAGAGCAUUGAUUAUUUUCUGAGUGUUCUUACUAAAAGCAUUAAUGUAGUAACCUAUACUUGGUAUAUCAUGGUAAAGAAAGGAUUAUUAAGAGAAACUAUGGGAUGUCAUCUGGAAAGUUCAAGAUUUAUAGUAAUUGCCCAAGGCAAUGUUUCACAGCUACGUCAUAUGGUACAGAAACAAAGCCUGAGGAAAGUCAGAUUCACCUGGGAGAUUGUGACUGAUGUCUGAUCAGGGCAUAUGAUAGUGGAAACCUCUCCCCAGUGCCAGUCACUAAUCUCCAAGUAAUUUGAAGCCAAAGUUACUGCAAGUUACAACUGGAAGCUCAAAGCCUCGGUAGCAACAGUACAGCUUUUAACAAUUAUUCUUCUGUGUGAAAACCUUGAAGAGCUAAACAUCUGCUUUGAUGUUGCUAUCUCGGUAUUGGAUAUCCUGCUCGCAAUAUCAAACACCAUUCUAAUGUCAUUCAGGAAGACAAUAGCAACUCAGUGGGCACAAUUUUAACUUAGUGAGGAGAUGAGUUUUGACUGAGUUAAAAUUUUGCGCAUUUGCUUCUGCUCCAGUGGCCACCACUUGAAAGCAAACCUACUUGAGUUCAGCAGGAACAUGCAACAUGCUAGGUCUGAAUCAAUUGACCUGUCAAUAUCAUUACCAAUUCCUUACCCGGAUGUUGUCUUUGCACAUCCUCAUUAGAGUCACAUUUUCUGAAUUGUAUCAAUUUGCACUGCUCCCUACUUUAAGUACCAUUUGUGUCUGUUGAUACACAGCUAUGUGGUGUUCCUUUAGUGUGAUUAGUGGCUGAGUAAAUUCUCCUUAAUCUGUGAAAAUAGCAGAUGGUAAAAAAAUUGGUAUAUAACCAGAUUCACCAUUUGCACAGUGCAUUGUAUUUACAUUAUUACAUGCUGAAACACAGUGUCUGUACAAUGUUUAAAAAGUAUUAUAUGACACAUACAGUAUCACAUUAGGAUAUGUAUGCGUUCAUUUUUACAUUUCAAUCUUCACAGACUCAAAUCUUUCCACAAUUUUAUAGAGCAUAUUCCAUCAGAUAUGUUAUCCAAUUUCUUUCCAAACAGUAUGUGCUGCACCCUUAUUCUUGAAAUCUAAAUUCAUUCAGAUCUUGUCACGUGAUAUAGGCAUAGCGAUUUGUCUUCACCUAUGCGUGAUAAGCAUUACUAGGAUAGAGUGCAGGGAAGAAAAUCAGGCAGGGAUGGUUGCAUGCCGAUAACAGAGACUGCCUAAUUCUUUGUAAAACUGGUGUCUGCCCUCAUGGACAUAUGUUCCACUCCAUCUACAUUUUAUUUCUAAGCUCCACUCAGAUAGUGCAUAGGCAGUAAAAAUCUAAGUUUCCCCUAUACUUUUCAAACUGCUUCCCAACGAACAGACGAUAAAUGAAUAUCAACUCAAAUUGUACACCAUUCUAUGAUAGGAUGGGAUUUAGACUUCACACACACUUAUGCCAUAUUAUGUCCUUUAACAUAAAGAAUGUGUGAAUAAAACAGAUUCAAAAUAAUAAAAAUGGGUUAUUUUCCUUGUUUAUUGCCACUGUGAGAUGGGAUGCCAGCAUAAUAAUUUUAAAACUUCUGUCCUAAAUCAAAGCAUUCUGAUUUGUAACAUCAUACAUUAAUUGGAUUUGGGGAUGGACAUACUGCAUGACAAAGAGAAUACAUUUAACAUCAAGGGUGCAUUAGUCAGUGCAUUUUCAUGGCUGAAAAUAUAAUAUCCUAAGCCCAGAGGCUUCUGAAUAGAAGAACAGUUGGGUCUUCCUAUAUUUUUAUCAACUUGUUCUAAUUUUGUUGAUAUUGUUGCCUUAUUUUAAAUCCAAUUUUAUUUAUUGUUUAAAAAGUACUUUUGUUUAAUGAAUCUGAACAUGGAGUCUUGGAUAAAUAUGGUUAAAAUAUACAAUAAUUUCUUGUUUUAGGUUCUGAAGACCUGCAUGGCUCUAUAUUUGUCUCUAGGAGACAGUACAGACUGCAAGUAAUGAAUCUAACAUGGUGUUUUGGAUGUAAAGAAACCAUAUUGUCUUAGUUUCGUACUGGGCAACAAAGUAUCAUCUUUUGUAUGCUUAAAUUGUACAGUACUUAAUUCCAGGACAUGAAUUACAUUACAAAAGUUAGUGGCUAGAUAGAAUUGGUGAAAUGAUUAUGUAUAAAUACUAACUAUAUGUAAAACACUGUGAUGAUAAACAUCAGAAAGUGUCAAACUACUGAAAAUGUGGGCAAGCAGUUGUAUUGUGCAAACAAUAAAAUAAAAAUAUGGAUUUCUAA
This is a messenger RNA of Hemiscyllium ocellatum (epaulette shark), 9414 nucleotides long. RefSeq names its product protein phosphatase, Mg2+/Mn2+ dependent, 1Lb (gene ppm1lb). Lineage: Eukaryota; Metazoa; Chordata; Chondrichthyes; Orectolobiformes; Hemiscylliidae. Gene Ontology annotation, biological process: positive regulation of canonical NF-kappaB signal transduction; protein dephosphorylation; positive regulation of canonical Wnt signaling pathway. The coding region runs from base 469 to 1551 and encodes 360 amino acids. The record is from RefSeq and is a predicted model, not a curated record. Gene Ontology annotation, cellular component: cytosol; nucleus. Gene Ontology annotation, molecular function: protein serine/threonine phosphatase activity; cation binding. The transcript has 4 exons.